AUGGAACUUUCCCCCUCCCUGCAAUAUGUCCCCUCCCUCGACUCCCGCCCCGUUCAGGAGGUUCUCGAUUCACUCUCUGCCUUCCAACCCAUCACGUCGGAAAAAAACAUCUGGGCCUUCUGGCACUCCGGUCUCGCCUCUCUCCCACCCUGGUGUCGCCGGAACGUAACUGAUUGGAUCCAAUUGAAUGGAAGCGACUGGAAAGUCCGGAUACUGGACGACAUCCCCGACUCUCCCAAUAAUGUCGCAAGAUAUAUUCCCGAAAACAUGCUCCCGGAGAUCUUCCGGAAGAAAGCCAUGACCGGCCCGUUUGUAGGCCAGCAUUCCGCCGAUUUGAUCCGCGGCGCAUGCUUAUAUCUGCAUGGCGGCGUGUGGAUGGACGUGGGCAUUCUCCUCUUCCGCCAGCUGGACGGGAUCUGGAAUGACCUGCUCCAGAAUGAGAAAGACAUGUGUGUCAUGCAUAUGGGCGGCACGGGCAUUUCGAACCAUUUCAUCGCGGCCCGCCGCCAGUCCCCCCUGGUGAAACACUGGCAUGAUCUAUUCGCUUACCUGUGGAAAGACAGAACAGACUGUUCCGGGCUGUCGGCGCAUCCCUUGCUUCUUCCCGUGCUGGAAUCGGGCAAUAAAUUCCAUGGAGACGAAGCCACGAAUCAUUUCGGAUGGGAACAUGUCUGCUCUCCGGACAAAAUCAUGGAUUACGGUGCCCAUAUUCUAGUCUGGCAGAGACUGGUCAUGCUGCAGAGCGACGAGUUCGAUGGCGUCGACUAUUUCAUGGACAAAGUCCUCCUGCUGGACGUCGUCAAUGAAGCCUGGCGAGGAGAGAAACUGUUUGGAUGGAAGGGCUCAGACUUGUUUGACGCGUUGAAUUCCCCCGUGGAUCCUGCGUCCCCUGCUUUCAAGAUGGUGAUGACUCUCCUGGCCCAGGCGUGCAUGCAGAAGGUGUAUCGCGGCAAGGAAAUGCUCAAGUACCCUGCCUUGGGUGUCUUGUGGGAUGACCACGAGGGCGCAGACUGCCAGGAAGGGACUUUGGCGGGAUUAUUGAGACAUGGCAGUGUUCACUUUGAGCAGAAAAGACAGCUCGUUUAUGUGGCUAAUCCUCGCCCAGUGGUGCUUCACAAGGGGGUAUACGAGGUGUAG
This is a messenger RNA of Penicilliopsis zonata CBS 506.65, 1137 nucleotides long. RefSeq lists its product as hypothetical. The coding region runs from base 1 to 1137 and encodes 378 amino acids. Gene Ontology annotation, biological process: mannosyl-inositol phosphorylceramide biosynthetic process. The record is from RefSeq and is a predicted model, not a curated record. The transcript has a single exon. Gene Ontology annotation, molecular function: mannosyltransferase activity. NCBI's taxonomy places the organism in Eukaryota, Fungi, Ascomycota, Eurotiomycetes, Eurotiales, Aspergillaceae.